UCACAUUACAGAAAUGAAACUAAAUGUUUGUCAGAGACCUGCAGUCGAGACAAGUCUCUGUGUUUCUGUCUAAAGAAUUAUUAAACUGAGUUCGUCAGGUCUUUCUCAACAACAACGGACUCAAACACUGUGUGUAGACAUGGCUGCUGCCAGCAAUCUGCAAUCUGAAGAUCAGUUUCUGUGCUCCAUCUGUCUGGAUGUGUUCACUGAUCCAGUCAGCACACCAUGUGGACACAACUUCUGCAAAAACUGCAUCACUGAACACUGGAAUACUAGUUACCGCUACCUGUGUCCACUGUGUAAACAAGCUUUUAGCAUAAGACCUGAUUUGAGGGUCAACACUUUGUUCUCUGAGAUGGUUGUUCAGUCUGCUCAACAGAAAGCCAGCAGCAGCAGCUCAGAGCAAGUGUCCAAACCAGGAGAUGUUCCCUGUGACGUCUGCACUGGAACCAAACUGAAAGCCCUGAAGUCCUGCCUGAUGUGUCUGGCCUCCUACUGUGAGACUCACCUGGAGCCUCAUCUGACAGCUUCACGUCUGAAAAGACAUCAGCUGAUCGACCCUGUGGAGAACCUGGAAGACAGGAUGUGUGCGAAGCACGAUAAACCUCUGGAGCUGUUCUGUAAGACCGACCAGACAUGUGUCUGCAUGCUCUGCCCCGUUUUAGACCACAAGACACAUGAGUUUGUUCCUCUGAAAGAAGAAUCUGAAAGAAAGAAGGCCCGGCUGGGGAAGACAGAGGCUGAAAUUCAACAGAUGAUCCAGAAGAGACGACUGAAGAUUCAGGAGAUCAAGCACUCAGUCGAUCUCAGUGAGGAAGAUGCAGACAGAGAGAUAGCAGAAGGUGUUCGGGUCUUCACCGUUCUGAAGAAGUCUGUUGAGAGAGGCCAGGCCAAUCUCAUUGACACGAUCAAAAAGAAGCAGAAAACAACAGAAAAACAGGCCGAAGCUUUCAUCAAAGAGCUGGAACAGGAAAUCUCUGAGCUGACGAAGACAAGGGCUGAGGUGGGGCAGCUCAAACGCUCUGAGGACCACCUCCAUCUUCUCAAAAGCUUCCCGUCCGUGAAAGUUGCUCCACCCACCAAGGACUGGACAGAGGUCAGCGUCCGUCCACCUUCAUAUGAGGGGAUUGUGGUGAAAGCUGUGAAUCAGCUGGAGGAGACAAUCAGUAAAGAGAAGAAGAAGCUGGCUCAAGCUGAGCUUAAGAGGGUCCAGCAGUAUGCAGUGGAUGUGACACUUGAUCCUGAUACAGCUAAUCCCUUUCUCAUCCUGUCUGAUGAUGGGAAACAAUUGAAUGAUGGUGAUGUGAAGAAGAAUCUCCCAGACAACCCAGAGAGAUUUUCUGAUAGUUCUUGUGUUUUAGGAAAGCAGAGUUUCUCUUCAGGCAGAUUUUACUUUGAGGUUCAAGUUAAAAGAAAGACUGACUGGACUUUAGGAGUGGCCAGAGAGUCGAUCAAAAGGAAAGGAAAUAUCCCACUGAGCCCUGAGGAUGGUAACUGGACUAUAUGGUUGAGAAAUGGAAAUGAGUACAAAGCUAAUGCUUGCCCUAAAGUCGGUCUCUCUCUGAAGUCUCAGCCUCAGAAGGUGGGGGUGUUUGUAGAUUAUGAGGAGGGUCUGGUCUACUUUUAUGACGUAGAUGCUGCAGCUCUUGUCUACUCCUUUACUGACUGCUCCUUCACUGAGAAACUCCGCCCAUACUUCAAUCCCUGUAAUAAUGAUGGUGGUGAAAACUCUGCCCCUCUUAUCAUCUGUCCUGUCAAGUAGAAUGAUGAUAUUUAAAUGAAAAGGUCCACUGUCAUAUAACAGAACAAAUAUACAUGUUCAGUGGCAAUUUACAAUGUGAACCUGUUGUCUUCAGAAUUAAUCUUCAGGGCUGUUUUUCUGAUUCCAUGAAAAGUUGACUUUUUAGAGAUUCAUGGUUCUCACAGGACAGUGACACUACAAACAAUGAUGAAUAUGAUGCAUUGCUGUAGAAUAAACUAGCCAAAAGUAUAUAAAGGAGUUAAAAUGAGCAAAACCUUAAACAACUACAGCAGUAAAAAUGCAGCAUGCACAUUAAUGCAGCAGUCCAGAAACAUCAGAUAUAAUAGUUAAACACCGACAAUAUCAAUCAAUUGUUUAUGUAAUUUUAAUGGUCAGUAUUUUUACUCGUUAUUCAGUCAUCUGGUUAUUGAGUUUUAAUGUCUGAAUAUGCAUUUAUGUUGUUAUUCAUUUAAUCAGUUGUCACUGAAGUAAAAUCCUGUGCAAAAGAAGAAACUUUUUGUUGGGGUGUUUUAUUUUGAAAAUUUGAAAAUUUGAAAAUGUAUUAUCAAAUACUGGUGAGUGCAGCUGGUAAUAUUAACUGUGUUUCAACAACCAGCAUUAACACAAAACUUACAGUUCUAAUAAAAAAGGAGGUUACACUCUUUUCAUUUCAUAAUAUACUGUUCACAUAAAUUGUUCAUAUAUUUUGUAAGAAAAUCUAUCUGCCAAUUAACUAGCAAGAUGUAAAAAGGAUAAUAUUUCCCUCUGUAAUGGAGUAACGCAGCAGUGGAAAUGCCUGAUAAGUGCAGUAGCCUACUGUUAUACAUUAUAAACCUUGGGAAAUGAGAUUGAGGCACAGAUUAAAUAAUUACACACCUCACUGAA
Sebastes umbrosus (honeycomb rockfish) is the source of this 2626-nucleotide messenger RNA. Its product is annotated as E3 ubiquitin-protein ligase TRIM39-like. The transcript has 2 exons. Lineage: Eukaryota; Metazoa; Chordata; Actinopteri; Perciformes; Sebastidae. Gene Ontology annotation, molecular function: protein binding; zinc ion binding. The record is from RefSeq and is a predicted model, not a curated record. The coding region runs from base 140 to 1762 and encodes 540 amino acids.